Molecule: messenger RNA, 6327 nt
Organism: Anarrhichthys ocellatus (wolf-eel)
Lineage: Eukaryota; Metazoa; Chordata; Actinopteri; Perciformes; Anarhichadidae
Gene: sox13
Product: SRY-box transcription factor 13
Exons: 14
Coding region: 955-2901 (648 amino acids)
Biological process (GO): regulation of transcription by RNA polymerase II; cell fate commitment
Cellular component (GO): nucleus
Molecular function (GO): RNA polymerase II cis-regulatory region sequence-specific DNA binding; DNA-binding transcription factor activity, RNA polymerase II-specific
Source: RefSeq, a predicted model, not a curated record
UGUUCGAGCAAAAGACGCUAAAAGCAUUGUUUGAGGAAAAAACAACAACAACAAUGUGCUUGUAAAACACUCACACACCUUGAAGCAUUCCUGGCUGUCAGCGGCUCUGUGGAUCGCUGAGAUUCAGCGCAUACCUCAGCGUUGGGUGACACACAGAGCCCGUGCGGAGGCGUGUGAAAGCCACCUGUGGCAGCUCUACAGACCAGUCCUCUGUGGAACGUGGAGGGUGGGGGGGGGGACCAGGAAUAACUCGCCGUGGGACAAAACUCGGUGUGCUGCUUGCCAGCAGCCCCCCCUCACACAAUCAGCCCCUCGCUGAUACCGACGGUGGCUGCUGCUGUGUUGGCUAAACAGCUGCCCACCUCUCCAUCCUCAUUCCUCCCCAACGCUCCACACACAAACAGAAGCAGACACACACACACACCUGAACAAUAGCAAUCAGACAGGUUGGGCUGAUACAGAUCUUUGUGUGCGCCGAUUGCUGUUGUUUUUAUUCCAAUUGUCACCGCAGAUGUCAAGUAUCAAUGUUAUCUAGAUCAUUGAACAUUCACAUCAUUGGGCAGAUUUAUUUUUUUGGAAAAUUUAAAUUUUUGGACCUGAAAACAAGAUUUAGGCCCAGACACGUACAAACAAACACACACACACACACAGUGUGAUAUCGUGUUCGAAGUCCCCCCCACACACUUGCAGCUGUAUUUAAUGUGCUACCAGGCUUGUUACCUACAGCAGCGUGAGAUGGUUUUAUUAUGACUCAGAGUUUGAAUUCACACACACGCCGGUGUACAAACACACACACACACACAAUUCGUGCAGGUUCAGAGCUCUGGCAGACAGGUGGUGUGUGAGGUUUGUGUUGCAAUGCAGUAACAACAGUGUUUGGCAGAAUGCUAGCAUUCUAACACCCCCCCCCCCCCCCCCUUUUCUUCUUCUUGCCAAACUCCACGAACCCGUUGAAUGAAUGUGUCUCUCCUUGUAGGUGCACACCUGGUUUCUUCGCCCAGAUGGCACCGGCCUGGAAGUAACAAGCAAAUGGUUGAGCCCAGCCCUCCAGCGCUGCACCUCCUGUCUGGCGGGGAUGUCAGCAUGGCGUGUGUCGCUGUCAAAGUGGAACAGGAGGAGGCCGGCGGAGGGGUCGGAGUCAUAACCCACGCCGAGCCUCUCAAGAGGUCUCCCUCGCUUGAUUGGUCGGGAAACCAUCCGCUGGAGGCCCGCCAGCUGACCCCACCGCUCUCCCGCUCCCCUUCGGAGGGCUCUCCGGGUAAGGAGCUGCCUCACAGGCAAAGCCCCAUGGGACUGAGGGAGGCCAGGACGCGUGAUAGACCGGAAGGACAAUCCAACUUCAAGGAAGUAAUGCCCACCAUUGAGAAGCUGCUGAAUGCUGACUGGAAGGAGAAACUUCUGGAUAAAAGCACAGUGGAGGCAGCACGACUGAAAGGUACCCCAGAGGCUUUGGCAGAGAAGGAGCUCCAGUUGCUGAUGAUGAUCAACCAGCUGAGCGGUCUGAGGGAGCAGCUCCUGGGAGCCCACUCUGAGCAGAGGAACAUGGCCGCCCUGCUGCUGGAGAAGCAGCAGCAGCAGAUGGAGCUGGCUCGGCAGCAGCAGGAACAGAUCGCCAAGCAGCAGCAGCAGCUGAUCCAGCAGCAGCACAAGAUCAACCUGCUUCAGCAGCAGAUCCAGCAGGUGAACAUGCCCUACGUGAUGAUCCCGGCUUUCCACCACAACCCCCAGUCCCUCGCCUCCGACUCCCAGAUGACCCUGCCGCUGCAGCCGAUCCCCUGCAAGCCAGCAGUGGACUAUCCCAUGCAGCUGCUGCAGAACCCUCACCCCACCCCCGUCAAGAGGAGCAGUUGUUCCUUCCGACAGGAAGCCAGUCAGCCCUUAAACCUGACCUCCAAGCCGAAGGGGCUGGAGCUGGGGAAAACCCCAAGUCCGCAGAGCAUGGAGCUGGGAUCGCUGGCUCUGCACGGGGCCUACAGGCCCAGAGACCUCCAGAGAGAGGUGUCCCGCAGCCCGCCACGACCUGCCCUCAGUUUCCUCGGAGAUGGCGACGUGGUCACCCAGGCCAUCCAUGACGCCCAGCAGCUCCUGAGGGGCCACAGCACCACAGGGCGAGAGAGGGACAGGGAGAGAGAGAGAGACUGCGACAGGAAGAUGGAGUACAAAGAUUCUCCCCGCAGCGAGAGAAUCUGUCACUCCGAGCGGGGCGAGGACCACCUCAGCAGUGACUCCGAGGGUGCCCUGCCCGUCUCGGGCCAAGGCAGCUACGUUGAGGUCCGGCCCCCUCCCUCCUCGGGCCACAUCAAGAGACCCAUGAAUGCCUUCAUGGUGUGGGCCAAGGACGAGCGCAGGAGGAUCCUGCAGGCCUUCCCCGACAUGCACAACUCCUCCAUCAGCAAGAUCUUGGGCUCCCGGUGGAAGGGCAUGUCCAACCAGGAGAAGCAGCCCUACUACGAGGAGCAGGCCAGGCUGAGCCGGCAGCAUCUAGAGCGCUACCCGGACUACAAGUACAAACCCCGGCCCAAGCGGACCUGCAUCGUGGAGGGGCGGAGGCUGCGGGUGGGCGAGUACAAGGCCAUGAUGAAGAACCGCCGGCAGGAGCAGAGGGCGACCUACACGCACAGUCAAACGGAACCACAGCAGCUCCACUACUCCCACAGCGACGGCCAGUACCCGGGCGGCGCCAGCUCGGUCUCGGUGGCGACCGUGCCCUUUCACCCCGCGCUGCUGGAGCACUACCUGCCGCAGGUACCCCCCGCGCUGCGUCGGGUGGAGGGCCAGGCCACGCCCACCUCCCUGCCCCGAGAGAGGGAGCGCGAGAGGGAGCGCCCUCCGUACAGCGAAGGAGAGGAGAGCGACGGGGGGGAGAGGAGCGAGGGGGAACUGGUGCUCCUGACGGACUGAAGCUGGGGGGGGGGGGAUGGAGGUGAGGGAUGAGAGUGGAAGUGUGCCCUUAGUUGAUUGACGGUCAGAGGAGAAAGAUGGAGGACGGACGGGGGGGAAGGGCGAGAGUUGGAGGUAAUGAGAAAAUCGCCCCUCUGUCAGGACUAAAGUGAAGAGAUGUGUUGUACAACAGUUGUAUUCAGUGAGACGCUGCCCUACACACACACACACGCACACACAGAAAGGCAAGCUCUUAUCUUACUCAUCUCUCUUCAUAGACAUUUCACCAGCUGCUUUGUUGUAGAAUACAGAACGUAGAAGGUUUUUAUCGUUUAAUUCAUCAUGCUUCUAGCAUGAGGAAUGCUACAAAAUGUCCUACGAAAUGUCCCCACAGGAAAGCUUCCCUGUUCUUACCUGUUGGACAGCCGAGUCACUUCUCUGCGGUUGAAGCGACAGGCCGGCACUAUUUGUUAUCAGUAUGUCAGUACCGCCCCCUGCUGGUAAAGGCUGGUUAUUACUACAUGACAUUUAGGUUAUUACCGCUUCUUACUCCCAUUUUCCUAGCUCAGAUUUUUCUAGUAUAGAUUUGUAAUCUCUAAUAUCAAGCAGAUAACCCCCUGAUGACAUCAUCGGGGUCAUUUUUCGGACAGAGCAACAGAAGACAUUGAACAGCUGUUUUCACAUCGUUCUCCUCAUGACAAGUAAACUGAACUGAACCUGGAAAAUUGCCCUUUUAAUGAAUUCAACGCUGGAGCAUUUUAAAGAUGAUGCAGUGCCUCUUUAAAGGGAUAGUCUGGGUGUUUUGAAGUGGGGUUGGAUGAUGUACUUAGACUAGGGACAAGUACCUUCAAAAAUACAUUUGUCAUCGGUACAUGUUCCAGUUAAGGCAAGUUUAUUUGUAUAGCACGUUUCACACACGAAGGUAAGUGUGGAAAAAAAGCAUAGAAUUAUUCUGAAGCUAAUUAAAUCACAGAGACCUUUAAUAGGGGAGGGAUCUCUCACUGCAGCCGAACGGGUUACAAUCAGACUGCCAAUGAAGUCAUUUAUUUGCAUCCCAGUCAGUGUACAGUAACACAAUGCAACCCUCCUCUUCGUCGUCCUCCCACCUCCCACUGUUCAGUCGCGCUGUGCUGUAUAUGCUGUAUUUGUGUGUCUUAUCAGUUCCCACAACACGGAGGGUUGACCUCAGCCUCACCAGAUUUCUUUUGUUAUACCUCUGUGUUUGCUUCUUUGAGUGUUAAUUGAUUGUCGUGUUGAGCACAUCCUAUCCGUGUAUCCAAUUGUUUUUUAUUUUUAUUUUUAUUUUUUUUGCUGCUCUUGAGAUGCAGCUUUCUGCCGCACUGCAGAAAAUAUUCACACACAUCAUCAUAUCAGAUUUUUCAGCAAUUGGUCCUUUUCUUGGUACUAGCGCACCAGGGCCUCUCUCGAAUUUCCUGAAGCUGCGCUGGAAUUAUUUUCAUAUUUGAAAGCAGAAAGUCAUUUUAAUGAAUCUUUUAUUUUCCCGUUCCUCAUACAUCUUAACAGAGAGACGAAUCAAUCACAUCAAAUGGGAGCUGUUGUUCGUUGGCAGCACGUACUCUCUUUACAGUGGCUGCUACAGAGAUAUGGAAAAGGGCAAUUAAUGGUUAUGAGCAUGCAAAGUGCAAAGUGAAAGAAAUGGAAAGUAAAGUUUCGGGGUGACUGAAGCCCUGGGGAACUUCAUGAGGACGCAGAAACCAAAGUCAUCCACUUGUCCUCAGCAGAGCCCUUUAAAGAGAGUCCCGUCAACGGAAGUUCAAAACGCUUGAUCAUCACGUGACUCACUAGAUCGUUAAGACAGAACUGCGAUUUACAAUAUUCAUAUAGAACACCGACAGAUGGAUGCAGUGACAUCAGUGUUUUGUUUUAAGUAACUUGUUUUUAAUCUCACAUAGUUCCUCCAACUUCCCUCUCCCAUAUCCAUCAAUCAGAAGUCAGCUGAGCUGCAACAGAGACACAAAGCCAAACAUAACUUAACCCUAUGUUAUGUUUUUGUUUAUAGAGUGUGUAGAAGUCUCAGAUAUGCAUUCUAAAUCCAUUCCACUAGCAAUGUAUCACAAAAAUAUCUCUCUUCCUUAUUAUUGUGUACCGUUAACUUUAUUGUAAUGGCUCGUACUCCAAAAUGUAUGUACGCUCAUUCCAUCACCUGCAUCCACAGCUCUGCAUUAACACGACAACAUGUUAAAUUUAGCUGAUAAAAUAUGAUAUUCAAUACAGAUAUUUAAAUCGCCCUAUUCUGCAAAAAACUAAAAUAUGUAGAAGCUAUUAUCCCUCUAACUACAGAUUGUUUGAUGUAAUGACCUUAAGAAAACAGAAGUUACAAUUCAUAGGCUUCUCUUGCCUCGUUUACCGUUACGCGUUGCUAACUUUAUCCAGUGUGGUUCAUUAGCUUAAACUGUUAUCAGCAAACCUUGGACCUCACGAACGGUCCAUUCCGGUGCUGCUAGCAUACGCUGCUAACUAUCGGGAGCUAUUGAUUGCUGUAAAAAGGACCAUUGGAGUUAACGGAGGUGAUGGGAUUCUCUCUUGAACGGGUUCUGGUCCUCAGUACAUUGUUGGCUAUGGUGCUCCGUGCUAACGAUUUAGCACGAUAUUAGGCUCCAUGUUAGCACUUAGCAUAAGUCACGUUCUUUAAUAGCAGGAAGUAAGUUUGAUAGUAGUAGUUUUAGCUAAUAGCAUGUUACUGUUAGCUAAAAAAUUGCUAUUAGCCUUUUGAAGCACUUCUGAGCAAACGAAUAGUUUUGGUGUCUUUGUUCUCAUCAGUCAAUAACCAUAUUGACCGUUACGACUAUUUAACAAAAACUUAGCGUACCUAAAUACCGCUGUGGUCGAUCCACCUUUAGCUAACUGCAAUGGUGACAAAUCAAAAUGGCGGAGAAAAAGACACAUUUCAGACAUGGCAGUUCGGGGCUCAUCUUAAACAAUCAGGGUCAGGGCUGUGUAGAGUAAAGAUGGCGGCUUUUGUGCACAGAGAUGAAUAUCAGAGGAAAAAUGUUUAUCUUAUUUUAGCGGAGACAUGCUGAGGAGUCACCUGUCGUUGCCCCUGCUGAUGUAAAUAUAGAAAGAGACUUUAUUUUGUUUAUAAGAGCCUGUGUAAUUUAAAUGUGUACGUUUCUCUAUGUUUUCAGAGUUUUGCGUUGUUUUUCUGUUUUUUUUCUUGAAAGACAAUAAAUUGGUUGUGCUAAUUGUGUGUGGUAUGAAUUUUUCACUUUAUUUAAAAGUAUGUUCGAGUGUGUUUGAGACCGGGACAAGUCUCUCCUCACAGGUCUUUGGUUCAGUUGGUACAGUGAUUCAGCUCAUCCCUGGAUUAAAUCAUUAUAUCAGCCCAACGCACCCGUCCAUGUUGUAUUUUCCCCACGUCUCAGCAGCUAAAUUAGCAUCUUGUGUAAACUGAUUAAUCACAUUGGAAAAGUCUUAGUAAAUCAACAU